UUCAGGUAUAAUAUGAUAUUUGUUCCUUUCACUGCUAUUAACAACCAUGAAAGGACAAUCAAUGUUAGAGCAAGACUAAUAUCAGAUAAAAUAAUUGAAUCAUACUCUUGGUUAUUAGAAGCUUUUUGCAUCACAUAAGAAGAAACCAACAAUGAUUUUGGCAGAUAUGGAUCCAACAUCAACUUCUUCCAUAUCAAAGGUGUUUCAAGGAUGUACUCACAGAUUAUGUAUGUGACACGUAAUGUCAAAAAUGCCUUCAAAGAUUGAACCUGAUGUACUUUCAAAUUCAGAUUUCAAGAAAUGCAUAAAUCAACUGGUUUGGAAUAUGAAUAUUGAACCAUCAGAAUUUGAGAAUAAAUGGGAUAUGAUGUUGAGUGAAUUUCAUUUGAAGGAUAAUAAGUGGUUAGAUGAUAUGUUCAACAAGAGAGACAAAUGGAUUCCUUCAUAUUUUAGAGAUAUACCAAUGUGUGGACUUAUGAAGACUACAUCUCGGUCUGAAAGUUCAAAUUCAUUUUUCAAUGUUUUCUUCAGUCCAACCAACUUACUUGUGAACUUUAUGUUCAAUUUUGACACUGCACUUUCAAAGCAACGUCAUGAGCAAAAAGAUUGGAUAUUGCAUCAAGAAAUACUUCUCCACAACUGUUAUUUGCACUUGAUACUUUGAAGAUUAAAAAACAUGCAUCAUUGGUAUACACACGAGACGCAUUCCUUAAAAUGCAAAAACAGAUAAAAAAGGCAUUCUAUUAGUGUUUUCAAAAAAUUCUAUUUUGGUUGAUGGCUAUCAACA
Molecule: messenger RNA, 787 nt
Organism: Lactuca sativa (garden lettuce)
Lineage: Eukaryota; Viridiplantae; Streptophyta; Magnoliopsida; Asterales; Asteraceae
Source: RefSeq, a predicted model, not a curated record